Messenger RNA from Paraphaeosphaeria sporulosa, 1488 nucleotides. RefSeq lists its product as uncharacterized. The record is from RefSeq and is a predicted model, not a curated record. Lineage: Eukaryota; Fungi; Ascomycota; Dothideomycetes; Pleosporales; Didymosphaeriaceae. The transcript is spliced from 2 exons. The annotation marks the transcript as partial.
ACUGUUCCUGCCUGCGGAUUACAAGCCUAUAUCGAGUAUGGAGGACGAAUUCGAUUGGAGUGACGGCCCCAUCAACUCCCCAUCCCUCCGUGCAGUAGAUACCCAUGGAUUUUCGAUGGGCUUCGACCUCCCUGAGCUCAGCUUCAAUGCUCUACCCCAUUCAAGUGAACCCCGGCUGCCUCAUCGAGACUACAAGUACCCAAAAGCAUAUCAGGAGUUCGUGGAACUGCCUGUUGGAGAUCCUUUCAAUCCCUACAUAAACGGAAGUUCACACCUCAAGUCUGCCGUCAGUCCCUUCAAGCGAGCCAAGAUUGGUGUAUAUACGAAUCGUCGCAAGCCCAGUCGUGAGGAUUACUCCAACUUCGUCUUGUAUCAAGCCAGCCAGAGAGUCUACGAGGCGACAUUUCUCAAGAACUUCGUAGCUCACGCACUCCACCCCAAUCGAUUCGACGCCUGCUUCUCUGCUCAAGAUCCCCAAGAAAGUGUUGGUCAGUAUCUCAAGUCGGUCGCGGACAAUGUGAACAAGCUUGCUACCAAGAUUAUCUGGAACACACAUUCGCGUACCGUGAACUUCAUGGCGAACGAUGAAAAAGAGACAACAGUAUUCUGGGACUUCCAACAAUUCGAAAACCAGCCCUUCGCCAACUUCUCCCCUGGUAAUACGUUUCCCGUUCUGCGUUUAAUGAAUCAGUCUUGGCAUAGAGCUUUCAGUCACCCUUCCAUGGUGCGAUACAGCGCUGAGCAGUAUCAGAUCGGCCCCGAUGCUUCGCCAUUUGAGGAGAUUGACGAGGUCACGGGACACACCAAGCUCUUCGAGGGUGAAAGUAUUGCGCAUACUGCAUCACAUGAUCGAGUUGUGCGUGCUCCCCGCAUGAAGAAGCCGAAGAUUAGUCCUCUUCCUGGCGCCACACUGCGCGGAAACCCUACGACCCCUAAUGAUGACUCGCUUCAGGGACUGUUGCGUUACGGUAGCCCCAGCAGCUUUAGAUUCUCAGAGGACACCGAAGUCCCAAUCACCGUGUACAGUACCUCGCAAGACAUGCUGCCUCUGGAAGCCAUUCCUGCGAGCGAUGCGUGUGCUUCCGGGGCGAAGAGUGUCUGGGGUGGCGCCUCUGGUGGCAUUGUUGGAUCUUGUCCAAUUCAUGAGAACAGCAUGCCCAUGAACGAUGACGCCGAAGCGAGCACGGUACGUAUCACCCGAACUCCAGCUGAAGAGCCCACUUGUCCCGAAAGUCUCGUGGCUUUGCAGGGGUCUGAUGCACUCUGGAAAGGUUCAGGUCAAUCCUCCUCGUCGGAGGACACAACAAGCGAAGAUAGUCGCAAGAGAACGUUAUGGAGAAUGGUGUUGAUUCAAGACCACAAGAAUCGCUUGGCAGAGAGAUGGCCGCAAUCACAACAGCGCCUAGACGCUGCCUUGGACUUCAACAGCUGUGUCGAACGAGCUAUUAAAAAUGGCGAUUUGAAACCUCUCGGAGCUGGUCUUCGAAA